GGGAGCAGCGGCGGCGGCGGCGGCUCCGCCAUGGGGCGCCCGGUGCUGCUCGCCGCUGCCGCCGCGCUGCUCCUGCUGGGGACCGGCAUCGGGGCCGCCGUCACCCGCCUGCGGGUCUCCGCCAACUUCGAGUGCCGGGCCACCGCCGACAGCACACUGAGCCGUCCCCGCUGCCGCCGCCUAGCCCGGACCGGGCCGCCCCCGCUGAAGCCGCCCGCCCUGGCGCUGAGCCGGGCCCGCCUGUGCCUGCCCUCGCAGCCCUGCCAGCCCUGCCUGCGGGUGCGCCUGGCCCUGCCCGCCGCAGGGCUCGGUGGCGUCCGUGGGCUGCAGCUCAACUUCUUGGAGCUGGGCUCCAACCGCGCCGGCUGGCUGCAGGUGUGGCGGCAGCAGCAGACGCCGGGCAGCUCGCCGUGGCAGGUGCAGUUCGACUGCUUCCCGGCGGAGAGCGGGCGGCAGGUCGUCGUCUCCCUCCGCACCAUCCCUGACCAAGGUCUGGCCAUCAGCCGCAGCCACCUGCUUGCCGCCGAGCUGCCCGGUCCUGUCUUCACCCAUACCUGGGUCCCUGAGGAGCGGGCCAUCGAGGUGUGGGUGCCCGAGGGCCCUGCCCUGAUGGUGCGGCUGUGCCACCAGCUGGCCCUGGAGUGUGAGGAGCUGCCCCGGCCCUUCCACCGGCAGGUGCUGGUGCCGGGGGGCCACCGUGUCUCACUGCCAUACGAGUUCCUGGUGCCUUGCCUGUGCGUCGAGGCCUCCUACCCCCACCACGACAGCCCACGCAGCAAGCACUGCCCCUUCCGUGACCAGCCGGCCACCUAUGGCCCUGAGCUGUGGUCCUCGGUGCGCUUCCACGACUACAGCGCCAGCAGCAAGGACCAGAUGGCGAUGGUGCUGAGUGCCAGCUGCCCCCUGCACCCCCGGGCCACCCUGUGCUGGAGGGAGGCAGCAGACGAGACUGCACCCUGCCACGACAUCCCCAACUCCACGGCCAGCGAGGAGGAGCAGGCAUACACACUGGACAAGGUGGACGUGCACCCCCAGCUCUGCUUUCGGUUCUCCUACGGGAACAGCAGCCACGUGGAGUGUCCCCACCAUCAAGAGACCGCCUGGAAUGUCUCGAUGAGCACCUGGGGGCUGCAGCUGCGCCUGCGCCUCACCUCCAGCAUCCCCGCGGCCUUCAGCGCAACUCUCUGCCAGCGCCGGGGCGGGCAGUGUGAGCCCGAGGCCCCCCUCUACACCGUCACACAGCUGGAGGGCUCUGCCCCAGGGGAGCUGGCGCUGCUGCUGCCGGUGCAGGUCCUGGGCAGCUGCGUGCUGGUGUGGCGCUCGGACGUGCGCUUUGCUCGGAAGCAGCUGCUCUGUCCUGACAUCUCCCGCAGGCACUUUGGGCUGCUAGGGCUGGCACUGGUGCUAGGACUGGUGGUGACCGUGCUGCUCCUCAACUGCCGCGGCACCUGGAGGCCGGUUGAUGGUGCCCCAGGCGGGCGCCCGGUGCUGCUGCUGUACUCGCCGGACUCGGAGGAGCACCUGGGGCUGGUGUGUGCCCUGGCUGAGCGGCUGCGCAGGGGGCUGGGCUGUGACGUGCGCCUGGACCUGUGGGAAGCGGGGUGCGUGGGGCGCACAGGUGCCCUGCCCUGGCUCUACGCCCAGCGGGGCCGCGUGGGCCGCCAGCGCGGCACCGUCCUCCUCCUCUGGAGCCGGGGCAGCACUCAGCUUUUCCGCCGGUGGCGGGUUGGGGCGGCCGGUGGCGUCCCCGGGGAUGCCCAUGAUGUCUUUGGGGCAGCCAUGGCCUGCCUGCAUGGGGAGCUGGGGGCCGGGGGCCGUGGCGGUGGCUGGGUGCUGGCCUACUUCAGCCGGCUCUGCAGCCCCCGCGACGUUCCCCGGCCCCUCCGUCCCCUGCCCACCUACCGCCUGCCCCAGCAGCUGCCCGGGUUGCUGGGUGCCCUGCGGGGCAGCCCCCCGGCCCGCCGCCGCUGCCGCCGGGGCAGAGCAGAAGGGCUCCUGCACCAGCUGCUGGAGGCGGGGGCCGGGGAGGGCAGCCCCCCACCCCGGGACCCCGGAGCGGCUGCUGACACCUGAGCACCCACGCCGGGGCUGAGAUGGGUGUUGCUGGGGGCAGCCCCCCGGUGAGGGCAGGGGGCCCCGUCAUGGAGGUCGGCUGAACGUGCUGGCUGUGGCAGCAGGAGGGGGUGCCGUGGGUUGCCCGUGGGGUGCCCCAGGCAGGGGCCGUGGGUGCUGCGGGGGGCCUGAGCUGGGCUGGCCCCGGCCACGGGACGUGCCGCAGGGGCCAGAGUCCAGCCUGUUCCCCGGGGCCGGGAGCGGAGGGGCUGUCCCGGACAGGGGCAGCCUUAUUUCCAC
This is a messenger RNA of Chroicocephalus ridibundus (black-headed gull), 2352 nucleotides long. RefSeq names its product interleukin 17 receptor E (gene IL17RE). Gene Ontology annotation, molecular function: interleukin-17 receptor activity. The record is from RefSeq and is a predicted model, not a curated record. NCBI's taxonomy places the organism in Eukaryota, Metazoa, Chordata, Aves, Charadriiformes, Laridae. The transcript is spliced from 16 exons. Bases 31 to 2073 code for a protein of 680 amino acids.